Molecule: messenger RNA, 3946 nt
Organism: Sardina pilchardus (European sardine)
Lineage: Eukaryota; Metazoa; Chordata; Actinopteri; Clupeiformes; Clupeidae
Product: protein jagged-1b-like
Biological process (GO): heterophilic cell-cell adhesion; establishment or maintenance of epithelial cell apical/basal polarity; Notch signaling pathway
Cellular component (GO): plasma membrane; protein-containing complex
Molecular function (GO): calcium ion binding; Notch binding
Source: RefSeq, a predicted model, not a curated record
AGGUCGUACACGUUGAUCGUGGAAGCCUUGGACUUCAAUAAUGACACAUCCACAAGCAACGGCGGCGGAGGCGAGGUGAUCGAGCGGGCGGUGCAGUCCGGCAUGAUCAACCCCAACCGCCAGUGGCAGAGCCUGAAGCACAACGGGCCCGUGGGCCAGUUCGAGUACCAGAUCCGGGUCACCUGCGACGACCACUACUACGGCUUCGGCUGCAACAAGUUCUGCCGCCCGCGCGACGAGUUCUUCGGCCACUACACCUGCGACCACAACGGCAACAAGACCUGCCUGGAGGGCUGGUCAGGCCCGGACUGCAACACCGCUAUCUGCCGACAAGGCUGCAGUACGGAGCAUGGGACCUGCAAAGUGCCUGGAGAGUGCAAGUGUCAGUACGGUUGGCAGGGCGAGUACUGUGAUAAGUGUAUCCCUCACCCGGGCUGUGUGCACGGCACCUGCGUCGAGCCCUGGCAGUGUCUCUGUGACACCAACUGGGGAGGCCAGCUCUGUGACAAAGAUCUGAACUACUGUGGCACCCGGCAGCCAUGUUUGAACGGAGGCACGUGCAGCAACACGGGACCAGACAAGUACCAGUGCGCCUGUCCAGAGGGCUACUCAGGGGUCAACUGUGAGAGAGCGGAGCAUGCUUGUCUGUCGGAGCCCUGCUUUAAUGGCGGCAGGUGUGCGGAGACCAACCAGGGCUUUGAGUGCCAGUGCUCUGCUGGCUGGACCGGGCCCUCCUGCUCCAUCAAUGUGGACGACUGCAGCCCCAACCCCUGCAGCCACGGGGGCACCUGCGAGGACCUGGUCAACAGCUUCAAGUGCAACUGCCCCUCGCAGUGGACCGGCAAGACCUGCCUCAUCGAUGCCAACGAGUGUGAGGGCGACCCAUGUGUGAAUGCCAACUCCUGCCGCAAUCUGAUUGGGGGAUACUACUGCGAGUGCCUCCCUGGUUGGACCGGACUGAACUGUGACAUCAAUGUAAAUGACUGCCACGGACAGUGUCUGAAUGGUGGCACCUGUAAGGACCUGGUGAAUGAGUACCGGUGUGUGUGCCCCCCGGGCUACACAGGCGAGCACUGUGAUAAGGAUGUGAACGAGUGCGCCAGCGCCCCCUGUCUGAAUGGAGGGAGCUGCCAUGACGAGGUCAACGGCUUCCAGUGCCUCUGCCUGAAGGGCUUCUCGGGAAACUUGUGCCAGCUGGACAUUGACUACUGCGAGCCCAGUCCGUGCAAGAAUGGCGCCCAGUGCUUUAACCUGGCCAACGACUACUUCUGUAAAUGCCCCGAGGACUACGAGGGCAAGAACUGCUCCCACCUGAAGGACCACUGCCGGACCACCCCCUGCCAAGUGAUUGACAGCUGCACUGUUGCCGUGGCGUCCAACAGCACCCCGGGCGGCAUGCGCUACAUCUCGUCGAACGUGUGCGGCCCUCACGGCAGCUGCCGGAGCCACGCCGGCGGUCACUUCAGCUGUGCCUGUCACGUUGGAUUCACCGGCACCUACUGCCACGAGAACAUCAAUGACUGUGAGAGCAACCCGUGCCGUAAUGGGGGCACGUGCAUAGAUAAAGUCAAGGACUACCAGUGCAUAUGCGCGUAUGGCUGGGAAGGACAAAACUGCGAGACCAACAUCGACGACUGCAGCACCAACCCCUGCAGGGACCGCGGCACUUGCCGCGACCUCGUCAACGACUUCCUGUGCGAAUGCCACAGCGGCUGGAAGGGGAAGACCUGUCACUCACGUGAGAGCCAGUGUGACGAAGCCACGUGCAACAAUGGUGGAACAUGCUACGACGAGGGAGACACCUUUAAGUGCACCUGUCCUCCAGGCUGGGAAGGAACCACCUGCAAUAUCGCCAAAAACAGCAGCUGCCUGCCCAGUCCUUGUGAGAACGGAGCCACCUGCGUUGUCAGCGGCGACUCGUUCACCUGCGUCUGCAAGGAAGGCUGGGAAGGCCUCACCUGCACUCAGAACUCCAAUGACUGCAACCCACAUCCCUGCUACAACAGUGGAACAUGUGUCGACGGAGACAACUGGUACCGCUGCGAGUGUGCUCCAGGUUUUGCCGGACCGGACUGCCGAAUAAACAUUAACGAGUGCCAGUCUUCACCCUGUGCGUUUGGAGCCACCUGUGUGGACGAGAUCAAUGGCUAUCGCUGUCUGUGCCCACCUGGCAGAACGGGUCCCAAGUGUCAAGAAGUGACGGGUCGGCCGUGCAUCACCAGCACACGAGUGGCAGCUGACGCCACCAAGUGGAUGGAGGACUGCAACACCUGCCAGUGCCACAACGGCAAGAUCACCUGCACCAAGAUGUACUGCGGGCCCAGAGCCUGCCGCGUCCACGCCAAAGGGCGGUCGGAGUGCCCGGUCGGACAGACCUGCGAGCCCGUGAAGGCCGAGCGCUGUUUCGUGAAGCCGUGCGCCAGCCAGGGCGAGUGCUGGUCGUCGUCCCACCGGGGCCAGCUGCGCGCAAAGUGCCAGCCGGAGGGCAACUGUGCCAACGUGACCUUCACCUUCAACAAGGACACCAUGCCCAAGGGCGUGACGGUUGAGCACAUCUGCAACGAACUGAGGAGUUUGUACGUGGUGAGGAACCUCUCGUCGGAGUACCCAAUCGCUAUGAGCUGCGAACCGUCGCCCACUGCCAACAACGAGAUCCACGUGGCCAUUUCGACAGAAGACCCGAGGAGCAGCCAUGGCCCGAUCAAGGAGAUCACGGACAAGAUAAUUGACCUGGUGAGCAAGCGGAACGGCAACAGCACCAUCAUCACGGCCAUCGCAGAGGUCCGUGUACAACGGCGACAGGCCCACAGCCCCACCGCAGACUACCUGGUGCCACUGCUGGUUUCCGUGGUGAUCGUGAUCUGGGUCCUGGUGCUGGCGUCGGCGUUCCUGUGGUGCGUCCGGCGGCGGCGCAAGCAGAGCAGCCACGGCGGCAGCUCGCCCGCCAACCCGGUGUCGUCGUCGGGCUCGGGCUCGUCGGCGUCGUCCUCGCUGGCCACGUCCGAGGAGAACAACGCCGUCAACAACGCCCGCGAGCAGCUGCACCAGAUCCGCAACCCCAUCGAGAAGAACGCCAACGCCAACGCCCUGGCCAUCGCCGUGGCCGCCGCCACCGCCGCCGCCGACCUCCCGCACGCCGGCGACAAGAACGCCGUUGCCAAGAACGCCCACAAAGUCCGGACAGCAGCGGCGGCGGCGGCGGCGCUCAGCAAGCCCGAGGCGGCGGGCGAGCUGUCGGAGGACGAGGAGCCGGCGAGCGGCGGCGGCAGCGACAAGCGUCUGCAGAAGGCGCGGUUCCCGCUGCAGCCCGCGUACACGCUGGUGGACCGCGACGAGAAGAGCGCCAACGGCUCGGCCACCAACGCGGCCGCCGCUGCGGCCGCCGCCGCCGCCAACAAACACGCCCACUGGACUAGCAAGCGAGACAACAGAGAUCUGGAGUCCCAGCAGAGCUUAAACCGUAUGGAGUACAUCGUAUAGCCACCCCUCCCUCCCCGCACCCCCCCACCAACCCCACCACCACCAAACCCCACCCUCCGCACCUUCCGCACCUGGUUAAAGCGUAACGACAGGUGGAAAACAAGGCACAACCACAACGGAGAAUGAGUCGGUUGUUAGCAGGAACUAAGAGGGAGAAGGCCUCCCUGGUAUCAGCUCAGGCUCAGAGAGAGCCUCGGAUGGUUCCCGUCAGUUCCUGUUGGUUCCUGUUGGUUCCUUAGAGACCAAGGUGUCGCAUUCAUGAGAGUAGAGAUGAUCAUUUUUACGAGCUGAAAAAUGACAGCGAAACAAAGAAAACAAACUAUUCAACGAACAAACAAGCAAACUCAAUCAACUAAACAAAACAAAGAAAACGAACAAACAAAGUAAAAAAAAAAAAAAAGAAUACGUUUGUUGUAAUUUAUAUCCAGACAAGCCAGCUCACCCUGGCAAACAAAAAGAAGACAAA